AUGACGUCUGACGAGGUGUAUACGGCUGAGCUCUCGUUGACGGGGACGCCUACAAAGACGGUUACACUGGCACCUGAGAGAGCGACCGUCGUUCGUGAAAUUGCAGACGUGUCGAUCAAGGCCGGCCCUAACAAGAUCACCAUCGUGGGAUUUGAUGCCAAUAUCGACUUUGACUCACUUCGUGUCACCGGCCACGGUCCCGCGACCAUCACUGAUAUCCAGACCGUAGUGGCCUACCGUGAUGAACUAUUCGAGGACGUUUAUCCGUCCGAUGGAGACGAGAGUGAUGACGAGGCCAUCGAAUCUGAAGACCCAGACGAUGAUUUCGGUGUCGAUAGAUCAGAGUUGGAUGGAGUUAUUGCUGAGAUCAAGGAAUUGAAUAACAAGAUUGCCUUCCUUGAAAAUGAAAAAGUCACAUCUACCCAGUCCCUGGCAUUCCUCGACACCUACGGCCAGAGCAUGGCAGCCAAGGAUGUUGAUGUGAACGAGGUGGCAGAAUACAUUCACAUGUAUCAGAAGGAACGCACAGGGCUUCGGGAUACCUUUGAGAAGGCCCAGACAGAGAUAACUAGCUUGACGAAGGAACGAGAAAAGCUAGAGCGAAAGGAACAGCGUCUCACGGACAAGUUUGACGAGGCCAGAUACCGGGCUGCAAAGCCAGCGCGCAAGGAAAGGGAGGCAAAGCGGAAGGCCAGGCAGCUUAAACAAAAAAAGAAAGAAGAGCCACGCGCUGAACUCCGGAAGUUUUGGUCCCCCCUGGUUGGCCGUGUCAUCCUUCACCUCGACGGACUUGGUGAUGAAAGCACAAAUGCAAGCCGCCGAGACUCGGUCAUGUCAGCUAAGAAGCCAGCGCUAGAUGAGACCAUUACCCUAUCGCUAACAUACGUCACUGCGGGUGCCCGUUGGACGCCACGCUACGAUCUGAUGCUUCAUACCCCCACGUCCUCUGGGAAGUUGAUUUACCGAGCCGAAUACUAUAACAGGAGCUUUGAGACCUGGAAAGAUACAGCCGUUAUCCUCUCGACAUCCCAAACGAGCUUCUCUGGUGUUGACGAGAACAUCCCUUCCCUUUUGCCAUGGAACAUUAAGCUUCGUAAACAUGAAGCGCAGGCGGAGGUCGCAAUGGAUAAGCUGGCAUCAUUGAAAAUGAGCCACUGGAACGGUGCAUACAAGGCCAGUGCAGAAGCUACUCCGGAAUGGAAGGUUAGACAGCAGAACAGGCAAAGAAUAGCCCAUCCGGAGAUGUUAAGCCAAGGGGGGCUAUUCGGAGCAUCCGUAGGAACAGGGGGCGGAAAUACACAACAAUCAGCGAUAAACGUUCAAGCGCACGAUUCUAUGCCGCAAGGGCUAGGGUUUGGCUCGGUGCAGCAAGAAUAUACGACACCGCUGCCUCCCCCUCCUCCCCCCGGUGCAUAUGAAGGCGAAGGUUCCGGGUCCGAUGAGGACGACGAUGGUUUGGAAGAUGACGCAUCGACUAUCUAUGGCUCACCAAAUGUACUUGCGUUCAAGCAAUCAUCUCGGCAUGACUAUGGGCUUACCACAACCUACAACGUCCCCGGAUCGCGUACGCUGCAGCCCUCCUCGCACGUCAGGCGCCAUAUCAUCGCGGAGAUAGAACUCUCCUCCAUUACCUUCUCACACGUCAUCAUUCCGAAAUUGAAGCAGGCAGCGUUCCUUAGAGGAAGGGUCGUGAACACGUCCAACACCCCUCUCCUUCGAGGCAAGGCUGGUCUAACGAUCGAUGAUGCAUUCCUUGGAAAGGCGACUAUCCCGAACUGCAACCCAGGGGUUCCCUUCAACCUUAAUCUAGGAGUCGACCCAGCAAUACAGGUGACAUACUCGAAACCGAAAAUCAGGCGAGCAACGACAGGCUACUUCAACAAAGAAGACUGCGCAAUCUUUACCCGUGUAUGCCGGAUUAACAACACAAAGUCCUCACCGGUAUCGCUAGUGGUCUUCGACCAGGUACCGGUGAGCGAAGAUGAAAGGGUGCGCAUCCGCCUGAUCGAGCCAAAGGGACUUGAUAAGGAGGGAGAUUCUGCUAGGGUAGGAGCGGAUAUUUGCAUUGAUCCCAAGAAAUCCAAGGACUGGGCAUCAACAUAUCAACUCCGCCAUCCACGACGAGCCCAGCACCAGCGACGAGCCAUUGCACUGCGCCUCUACUCCCCAGCAGCUCUCGAGUGUCCCUUUGCAUCUGCUGGGAUGGCUUCAAAACUCCUUCCCUUCAGCCUCCGGCAGGCCGGCCGACAGUGCCUCCCACAGUUCUCGUCCCGGCAAUGUCGAACAUUCACAACCGCAUCACCUCUCAUGAGCGAUGUCCUCCACGUUCACCGAAACACUCCCGCCAACAACCCUACCAUCCCCUUCAAAUUCUCCCAGGAAAACCUCACCGUUAUCGAUGAGAUCCUUAAACGCUAUCCCCCCCAAUAUAAGAAGGCUGCGGUUAUGCCGCUACUGGAUCUUGGGCAGCGCCAGCAUGGAUACACCAGCAUCAGCGUGAUGAACGAGGUUGCGCGCAUGCUGGAGAUGCCACCCAUGCGAGUAUACGAGGUGGCCACCUUUUAUACCAUGUACAAUCGCGAACCAGUCGGGAAAUACUUUGUUCAAAUAUGUACCACCACACCCUGCCAACUCGGUGGCUGCGGAAGUGAUAAGAUUGUCAAGGCCAUAACGGAACAUCUCGGCGUAUCAUCCCACGGCGCAACUACCCCAGACAAGAUCUUCACCGUCCUCGAAGUCGAAUGCCUCGGCGCCUGCGUGAACGCGCCAAUGGUCCAAAUCAAUGACGAUUACUACGAAGAUCUCACUCCCGAAUCAACAGUGCAGCUACUCGAUGCCCUCAAGGCCAGUGCCUUGGCUGCGGAGAAAGGCACACAAUCCACGGUCAAGGUCCCACCACCAGGUCCGUUAAGCGGCAGAGAUACUUGUGAGAACAGCGCCGGUUUGACAAAUUUGACUGAGCCUCUAUGGGGAAAUGAAACGUUAAGGAAAGAUGGAGAAUUGUAA
Molecule: messenger RNA, 3006 nt
Organism: Arthroderma uncinatum
Lineage: Eukaryota; Fungi; Ascomycota; Eurotiomycetes; Onygenales; Arthrodermataceae
Exons: 6
Coding region: 1-3006 (1001 amino acids)
Molecular function (GO): oxidoreductase activity
Source: RefSeq, a predicted model, not a curated record